This is a messenger RNA of Chilo suppressalis (striped riceborer), 1002 nucleotides long. The record is from the annotation of a GenBank genome assembly. Lineage: Eukaryota; Metazoa; Arthropoda; Insecta; Lepidoptera; Crambidae.
ACUGAAUAGGCCCUUAGAUUUUCUUGGUAUUGUUACUUUAGAAGUUGUACAGUGAGCAUUGAAAAAUUUUUUCGUCUUUUAAUAUUUCAAUAAUUAGAAGACAGAUAAGUCAAUAAUAAAAUAGUGAGUGAGUGAAAAAAUGAGUGAUCAUUACAAGGAUUUAAUUAAAAUGAUGGAAGAAGCUUAUGUGCUUCUUUCAUCGUUGAGUGGACCAUGUAAAGAUGAAGCUGUAAACAAAUGGUUGGAGAUAGGAGAUAGAAACAUUGCAUCAUUAAAUCGACAAUUGCGAGGUAGUUUAUCAGUUGGUGAAAAGAUGAAAAUUCAAUCCACAAUUCUCAUUCUUAAAACACUUUGUGAAAAAAUUAUCUACGAGCAAAAUUAUGUGCAAGGGGGUGAUCUCCAACAUGAUGUAGAAAGACCAAGUCCAUCAGUGGUUUGGAGAGAGGAAGAAAAUGUAUUUGAACUUCGGAUUUCUACUGGAUCAAUUGUUAAUUUAAAACACGUGAAUUUAAGGGAUUUUCUUAAUGAUGCAAAAGUAAUUCUUUGUGAAAAAUUUAAACAAAUAAUUGACAAUAAUGGCAGCAUAAAAGUGAACUUUUCUUUGGCGUGCAAGUUCAAUAAUGUUAAAGAUGGUGAAUUUAUUGAAGAAAUAAAAUAUUUCACAACGCCAAAUGAACUAUUUAUGCCGUCAAGUGACAUAGAAGGAAUUAUAGUGAAGAAAGUCAUUGAUGUUUUAUUAGCAAAAGUUGAGGACUUUGAAGAAAGAGAUUCAGGAUGGUCCAUGGUGGAAAUUGUGCAUCUCCAAGUGAACAUCAAUAGGUAUGAUCCAUUAGCAGCAGGAGCAUCAACUUUCAUCCCCCUACCAAAGUUCAUUCAAGAUAGAAAGCAGUACUAAACAUCAAAAAUAAUGACCAAUGCUGCUUUCUUUGGGCAGUUACUGCAGCUCUGCAUUACUCAACAGUUCUCCAGUAUGAAGGUAUCAAUUGUCCAACAACUCUACAU